CAAAAUGUCAACAAACAUUGGAAAGGUUUACAGUUUAUAGUUUUUUGUGUUUAUAAUUUUCAAAUUGAUUGACAAGUUUAUUUAGAAAGAGGAGAAGCACUCCUAGUCUAGCGUUCAUGUGAUGGAUAUAUCAAGAGGAGGUGGGGCAAAGCUCAAUUGAUGUACAUCAGUUUUUCAGUCUGGUAUUAUGGCGUGGUCCGUGAAGAAGCGUGUGGCUGUCGCGUGUGCUGUUGGCUGGAGUUUGACCAUCCUGGGGGCAUGUCUUAUACCCCUGCUGGAGUGGGUUAUCAAGAAACAAGUGGAAAAGACAGUUGUGAUCAAGGAAGGAGGCCCUGUGUACGAGUUCUGGCUGGACCCACCAGUUCCCAUCUACCUACAGGUGUACAUGUUCAACCUGACUAACCCUGACGAGGUCCUGGCUGGCACCAAGCCUCCCAACCUGGUCCAGGCUGGGCCCUAUACUUACAGCGAAAAGCGAACAAAGUAUGAUAUAAAGUUCAAUGACAAUGGGACAGUGACAUAUAGGCAGAAUCGGACGUUCCACUUCCUGCCAGACAUGUCACAGGGACACAAUGAGUCGGACAUUUUUGUGACAGCAAAUCCUGUCUACUGGGCCCUAUAUAAUGCUCUUGUGCUGGAGGAACCAGUGGUUCGUGAGGUUAUAUACCUGCUGACCCAGGUGUUUGAUGAGCACCCGUUCAUGACCCGCCCCCUGCGAGAAAUCAUCUGGGGCUACCACGACCAAUUACUUAACAUUACCAAGGCCAUCGACCCAGACUGGUUCUACACAGAUUACAUUGGCUUUUUCAUGAAUAAAAAUGCUACGAAUGAUGGAGUUUACACUGUAUACACCGGAGAAUCGGAUAUUUCCAAACUUGGAGUUAUAGACAAAUACAAUGGCUCCAGUCAUCUGGAUUUCUGGACAACAACACAGGCUAACAUGAUUAAUGGCUCAGAUGGUACCCUUGGUCCACCAUACCUACCUAAGGAUACCACUACAUACUCGUUUUCCUCAGAUGUCUGCAGGAGUGUUCCAGGGGUCUACAGUAAGGAUGUGAAGUCGCCCCAGGGAAUCAAGCUGUGGCGGUUUUCAGGGCCAAUGUCUGCCUUCCAGAAUGCCACAGAGAACCCAGCUAAUCUAGGAUACUGCACCCCACAGACCAACUGCCUGGGAGGAGGCCUCGUCAACGUCUCAGCUUGCCAGUCAGUGGACUUCUUCCAUCUGCCGGUGGCUGUCUCCCUGCCCCACUUCCUGUUCACAGACAAGCGCUACCUGGAGGCUGUCACGGGACUGAGCCCCAACGAAGAGGAACAUAACACCAUACUCGAUCUAGAGCCGUACACAGGGCUGGUUUUGCGAGCUGAAAAAAGAGUGCAAAUCAAUGUGUACCUCACACCUAUAGCUAAUGUCACCGAGACAUUGGACAUCAAGCCUGUGUUCCUGCCUAUUUUCUGGCUGAAUGAGAGUGCUGUGAUAGAUGACAAGAGUGCUGCUAAGCUGAAGCGGCUGCUGUUCACGCCCCUUCUGAUCAUAGAAGUAGGGGAGAUCACUCUCAUCUGUGUUGGUGUGCUCAUACUGUUGGGGACGGUCAUAUAUGGCAUCAGGAAAAACAUGUGGGACAGAGAAUCACAGACCUACAGUAGCGGAGAAACUGAUGAAUCUACAAAUGUGGAAUACGACACCCAGCCCAUCUUACCUGGCAACAGCGGAGGGAACACAGAAGGUUCAGGACCCCAUGACAACCUUGGGGCGACAGGGGGGUCGGGUGGUCAUGACAAUGGCGAGCAGGACAGGGGCCAAACUAAUGUAGGAGACACACAACCCUGAAUUUAAUUGAUAUGAUGCUUAAUCAGAAUACAACCGCCCCUGAUAAUGACUAAUUUUUUAACAAGAUAAUAUAUUGAAUCAAAGUCCAGGUGUGUUUGUUUGUGCAGCAUUGUCAUGUGACUAGUAAAUCUCUCCAUUGGUCGAACAGUUAUGACAUUUACGGUAUAUCAGGGUGGUUCGGCCUAUUGUCAAUUGUGUUCAAAAAUGAUUUUAAGUGAGAAAAAAAUAUGCUAAAAAUCUAGUCAUCUGAUAAAAACAGGCAAAAAAUAUCUGUUCUUAACUCGGUUGGCAAUAUGGAGGCCAUGUUGUAUUAUAUCUGCUUCUAUAAAAGUGUCAUAUACAACUGUUACGCUUUCAUCCAUCAAGUUGACUAUGACUUAGGUCUUAAUGUUUUUCCAGACCUUAAAAUGUUUUAUUAUCCAGAUAAAGUGUUGUUGUUAAGGAUAGUUGUUAAAGGUUCAUACUUUAAUGCAAUUAUUAAAUUAUCAUUACUUGCUCAAUGGUAGGAGAUACUAGCCAGGUGCUAGUUUUUUAGCGAUUUAAGAUCGUUAUUAACAUGACAACUGAAGAUGGCCAGAUAACUUGCUUUAAGUUUACAUCUCAUUAUUAAAAUUUGCACCCUCAGACAUCUUAACAUGAGCUUUUUGGUACUGCAGUGAGGGUGUGGUAAAUAUUAACUCAUUUUUUCUAACCAUUUAGGAAAUGCAGUUGAGGUCUUUCGGAUUGGGAAAAAAGUGUCGUUUUGAAUCUAAGAAAUGUACAAGAAUAAUUUAAAAUAUAGCAUAAGAAAUGAUAAUAGAAUGAGUCAUAGUUUGUUUCUUAAAGAAUACAACUCUUUCAUUCAAUAAAAGUUUGGGUCCAUUUUUUAAAAUUUUAAAACACAAAAUUGGAAAAAUAUUUUUUUUCAAUUUGGGAAAAAUUUAUGUGUUUAAUCAUUGUGAAUAGCCCCAAAUUGGUGAGGAAGAGACACUCACUUAUAUAUAUAUCUAUAGGUAUAUAGAAAAGUGCUUCAUAUUGCUCACUAACAUUCCUCUUGCCUCACUUUAUCAUGUCACUUUACUAGGGAGUCACUAAUGGCACCCACAGCCAUGUAUUUUAAUUGCUGUCCCGGCUGAAAAAUAAUUUGAUAGUACUAUGCAACCAUACUGUAUUACAUGUAAUUUCAUGUCAUUUGACUAUUGGUGUGUCUUACUGCCAAGCUUAUGCAGUCAUUGAAAUAAGCCUUUUGUAUGAACAAGUCAAAUCCUUAUAAAUUGUUAGUGCUUAUCAUUUUCAAACUGAAACAAGUCCUGCUAUAUAAAAUAAAACAUUUGAGCAAGCCCAGUUAGCAAUUAACUAGUACAGGGCUUGCGAAAAAUGUUCAAAAUUCUGGUGUUACAUAUAAUCUUAACUUUAUGCUUUAUAAUACAGCCUUAAGUUGCUUCAAUUCAAACAGCUAUUGGAUUUGUUGCUUUCACUUUGUGUUUUCUCAUAUAGUGUAUUACUAAUUGUAUCAGUGUUAUAUUGAGGAGCAAGUUGUUUGAUAAUAAAUUAAUAAUAUGUUUAGUUCAGGAUUGAAUAAGGUUGAUCAAGAUAAUUGUGAUGUGUUCAUAAUGGUUGCAAUUUCUAGGAUUUGUAUUAUUUCUGUGAUACAUUCAAUUUUCUUCCAAAGAUAAAAGGAAUUUAUUAAAAAUUGUUUCAGAUUACUGUUAUUUUUGCAAAAUGAUAUGAUUAUAUUUUGAUAUAUCAGUUUAUUCCAGAAUAUAGCAUGCAUUUUACCAUGUAAAUAUGUUUCUUGUACUCAGGUGCUAUGCUAUUACAUUAUUUUGCCAAUAAAAUAUUUCAAAUA
Messenger RNA from Mya arenaria, 3656 nucleotides. Its product is annotated as lysosome membrane protein 2-like. Gene Ontology annotation, molecular function: scavenger receptor activity. The record is from RefSeq and is a predicted model, not a curated record. Gene Ontology annotation, cellular component: cytoplasm; membrane. The transcript has 15 exons. NCBI's taxonomy places the organism in Eukaryota, Metazoa, Mollusca, Bivalvia, Myida, Myidae. Bases 188 to 1828 code for a protein of 546 amino acids.